UAUAUCCAUGUGCUUCUAUAUAUAUUACCAUCCCAAGCGUUCUGAGCAGUACAAUCCAAGCAUGGGAGUUUUCAGGCAGGCAAUGCUUUCAUUGCUCGCAAUAUUCCUACUCUCCUUGUCAUGGCAAGCAUUUGGAUCACCUUCUUCUUCUUCUAGCUCCUUUAUUCGCUGUCUUUUGAGCCAUUCUCAGCCCUGUCAUCCAAUCUCUCGAGCAAUAAAUACUCCCAACAAAUCCUCCUACUCCUCUGUUUUGCAAUCUUACAUCCGAAACCUUCGAUUCAACACCUCCACAACCCACAAGCCUUUCCUCAUUCUCACUGCUCUGCAUGAAUCCCAUAUCCAAGCAGCCGUGCUUUGUGCUCAAAAGCAUAAUCUGCAGAUGAAAAUUCGAAGCGGCGGCCAUGACUACGAGGGCGUCUCGUACGUUUCCCAAGUCGCGUUCUUUAUUCUUGACAUGUUCAAUCUCCGUUCCAUUCACAUUGAUGUGGGGAGUGAGACCGCUUGGGUGCAGGCCGGAGCAACUCUCGGCGAAGUUUACUACAGAAUUGCUGAGAAAAGUAAGAAACAUGGUUUUCCGGCAGGUGUUUGUCCGACUGUCGGUGUCGGAGGGCAUUUCGGCGGCGGCGGUUACGGCAAUUUGAUGAGAAAGUACGGCCUCUCGGUGGAUAACAUUGUUGAUGCGAAGCUAGUUGAUGUUAAUGGCAGACUUCUUGACAGAAAAUCCAUGGGAGAAGAUUUGUUUUGGGCUGUUCGAGGCGGCGGAGCAGCGAGCUUCGGCGUCAUCCUUUCGUAUAAAAUCAGGCUCGUUCGCGUACCGGAAACGGUAACUGUUUUCCGGGUAGCGAAGACAUUGGAAGAGAAUGCCACCGACAUCGUGCAUAGGUGGCAGACUGUUGCAGAUAAGCUGGAUAACAACCUUUUCAUCAGGCUAUUUCUGGACGUGGUAAAUAUUGGAACCCAUGGGAAGAAGACCGGCAGGGCUACGUUCCUCGCCUUGUUCCUCGGAGACUCCAAAAAACUUGUCUCCGUCAUGAGCAAGAGCUUCCCCGAAAUGGGUUUGAAGAAAUCGGAUUGCAAUGAAACGACAUGGCUCCAAUCCGUGCUUUUCUGGACCAACUUCCCCCUCAGCACCGCAGACGACGUUUUGCUCCGUCGAAUACCUCAAACGUUAACUUACUUGAAGAGGAAAUCGGAUUAUGUGAAGGAGCCCAUUUCAAAGGAAGGGUUGGAGGUUAUUUGGAAGCGAUUGAUUGAGCUGAAUGCCGUGAUACUCAUAUUCAAUCCCUACGGCGGAAGAAUGGGUGAGAUUCCGGCGGAGGAAACUCCGUUCCCACAUCGGGCGGGGAAUCUAGCGAAGAUUCAGUACGUAGUAAAUUGGAAUGAGGCCGGGAAGGAGGUGACGGAUUACUACAUAAACUUGACGAGAAAGCUUUACCGUUACAUGACUCCAUUUGUGUCCAAGAAUCCAAGGGAAGCAUAUUUCAACUACAAAGAUCUUGACUUGGGCAUCAACCAUAACGGCAACAAAAGCCACCGACAAGGAAGAGUUUAUGGGAUCAAGUAUUUCAAGGGUAAUUUCAAGAGGUUGGUGAAGAUUAAGACAAAGGUUGAUCCUGGAAACUUCUUUAGGAAUGAACAAAGCAUCCCUACUCUUCCAUAUUCACGGAAGUAGCUUAAUUGGUGUCUAGAAUUUGUUGUUUAGUUAAAUCAUUUCCUGAAAACUUAGUUGAUUAUUGCAAAAUAAUUGAAGUCUUCGUUGGAAAAACAAAGAUAUGUCGAAGUAAAAUGUGUUUAAAGUUUUCGUCAGACUAUGGCAUGGACUUGCAGUUCUUUUCAUUUCUAGAAUGACGGACAAACCCAUAAAUGAGCUGUCCUGAAUGAGUAGUAUUCGAAAUAAUUUGAUGUUUCUUGCUGUCAAAAUCAGUAUCUCUUUAUGUUUGUCGUCCCAACUACCCGGCACGCACAGACUAUGCUCAGAAUCA
Molecule: messenger RNA, 1982 nt
Organism: Corylus avellana
Lineage: Eukaryota; Viridiplantae; Streptophyta; Magnoliopsida; Fagales; Betulaceae
Source: RefSeq, a predicted model, not a curated record